Molecule: messenger RNA, 2802 nt
Organism: Sardina pilchardus (European sardine)
Lineage: Eukaryota; Metazoa; Chordata; Actinopteri; Clupeiformes; Clupeidae
Product: protein HID1-like
Exons: 19
Coding region: 77-2509 (810 amino acids)
Cellular component (GO): Golgi trans cisterna; Golgi medial cisterna; membrane
Source: RefSeq, a predicted model, not a curated record
UAGAGGUGGAGGUAGGUAACACACGGAUGAAAGUCAACCGGAGAUUCAGCCUCCGUCCCUGGAAAGGAAUAUAACAAUGGGCAACUCCGACUCCAAAUUGCGUUUUAGAAAAGCGGUGAUACAGCUUACAACAAAAACACAGCCCGUGGAGGCCACGGACGACGCCUUCUGGGACCAGUUCUGGGCCGACACCACCACCACCAUCCAGGACGUGUUCGCUCUGGUGCCGGCCGCAGAGAUCCGAGCCGUCAGAGAGGAGUCCCCCUCCAACCUGGCAACCCUCUGCUACAAGGCCGUGGAGAAGCUGGUGCAGGGCGCGGAGUCGGGCUGCCCCACGGAGAAGGAGCGGCAGAUUGUGCUGAACUGCGCUCGCCUCCUCACCCGCGUGCUGCCCUACAUCUUCGAGGACCCGGACUGGAGAGGGUUCUUCUGGUCCACGCUGCCCGGUGCUGGACGGGCCGGGGAGGAUGACGGAGAUGAUGAAGGCGCGAGGCCGCUGGCCGAGUCUCUCCUCGUGGCCGUCGCUGACCUGCUCUUCUGUCCAGACUUCACUGUGCAGAGCCACAAGAAGGCCGGACUGGAUGGCCCAGAGGACAUGGCGUCACUCGACAGCUGUGAAUACAUCUGGGAGGCUGGAGUAGGCUUCGCUCAUUCUCCCCCCUUCAACCACAUUCAUGACAUGAACAGGACGGAGCUGCUGAAACUGCUGCUGACUUGCUUCUCUGAGGCCAUGUACCUGUCCCCCUCCACAGACAUAAACACACUUAACCCCUGGGUCGCCUUCUUCUGCUCAGCAGACAACAGGCACGCGCUCCCUCUCUUCACCUCGCUGCUGAACGUGGUGUGUGCCUACGACCCGGUGGGCUUCGGCGUCCCCUACAACCACCUGCUCUUCUCGGACCACCGCGAGCAGCUGGUGGAGCAGGCCAUGCAGGUGCUCAUGGUGGCCCUGGAGCACGACCUGGCCUCCGUCUCCGCCUCCGCACAGCUGGCCCUGGAGCCCACAGCGCCCUCUACGGAGCUGGAGGAGCAAGAGCCAGUGGGUCCUGACAACCUGUUUGUAAAUUACCUAUCACGGAUUCACAGGGAGGAGGACCUGCACUUCAUCCUGAAGGGUCUGGCCCGUCUCCUGUCCAACCCGCUGCUGCAGACCUACCUGCCCAACUCCACCAAGAAGAUCCAGUUCCACCAGGAGCUGCUCGUGCUCUUCUGGAAGCUCUGCGACUUCAACAAGAAAUUCCUGUUCUUCGUGCUGAAGAGCAGCGACGUGCUGGACAUCCUGGUGCCCAUCCUCUUCUACCUGAACGAUGCCCGAGCCGACCAGUCCCGCGUGGGACUCAUCCAUAUCGGCGUGUUCAUCCUGCUGCUGCUGAGCGGGGAGCGGAACUUCGGCGUGCGGCUGAACAAGCCCUACUCUCUACGCGUGCCCAUGGACAUCCCCGUGUUCACCGGCACACACGCAGACCUGCUGGUGGUGGUGUUCCACAAGAUCAUUACGAGCGGGCAUCAGCGCCUCCAGCCGCUGUUUGACUGCCUCCUCACCAUCGUAGUCAAUGUGUCUCCUUACCUGAAGAGUCUGUCCAUGGUGGCUGCCAACAAACUCCUCCACCUUCUAGAGGCUUUCUCCAACAACUGGUUCCUCUUCUCCUCCACCCAGAACCACCACCUGGUCUUCUUCCUGCUGGAGGUCUUCAACAACAUCAUCCAAUACCAGUUUGAUGGUAACUGUAACCUGGUCUACGCCAUCAUCCGCAAGCGCAACGUGUUCCAUCAGCUGGCCAACCUGCCCUCGGACCCCGCCUCCAUCCAGAAGGCCCUGCAGCGGAGGAAGAAGACCGCCGCCGGCAUCUCUCGUGCCUGCUCCAUGGAAACCAUCUCCAUGGAGGGCUCUCGCCCUGCCAUUCCGGCCGAGCCAGGGACACUUAAGGCCAGCCUCGCAGCCACUCCAGGCAUUGAGAAGCUGACGGAGAAGUCUCAGGUGUCCGAGGACGGUAGCAUCGUGUCCCUGCAGGAGAGGCACUCGUCUCAGCCACAGGCCGACCAGAGCGCCAACGCAGGCGCGGACGCGGCCAGCGACACAGAGUCCAACUCCGGGAGGGACCAUGAGAAUGUUUUCUAUUGCAAAGCUGAGACGGCUCGGAGACGCAUGUCCAGUACGUCAUCUGCUGUGUACUGGGUUCCCACACCAGAAUGGGUCCUCUCUUGGAAGAGUAAACUCCCUCUGCAGACCAUCAUGAGACUGCUGCAGGUGCUGGUUCCACAGGUGGAGAAGAUCUGCAUCGACAAGGGUCUGACCGACGAGUCGGAGAUCCUGAAGUUCCUGCAGCAUGGCACCCUGGUGGGCCUGCUGCCCGUUCCUCACCCCAUCCUCAUCCGCAAGUACCAGGCUAACGUGGGCACUGCCAUGUGGUUCCGCACAUACAUGUGGGGCGUUGUGUACCUCCGAAAUGUGGAUCCCCCAAUUUGGUAUGACACUGAUGUGAAACUCUUUGAGAUCCAGAGAGUCUAGAGGAGGUCUGUUCGCACAGGAGCAAGAGACAUUGGACACAAACAAACGACAGGGACAUUUCCUGUUUGAAAACUCUCAGCCAAUGGCGUCCACCCCAUACCGCUUGAGCUUCCCAAUCAGUGAAAGAGGAGUACAAGUGAAGAGACCUGCUGCCACACCAAACGACCUGGGGGAGGGGAGGCCAUUUUGUUUUGUGACGCCUCAUUGAUAUUUAUGAAUUCUGCAACCAUGAGCUUGCCCUGGAGGCAUGACUGAAUAAACUCUGGAGGCUUUUUUGAGCACUUCCAAUGACA